Messenger RNA from Quercus lobata, 1206 nucleotides. RefSeq lists its product as uncharacterized. Bases 1 to 1206 code for a protein of 401 amino acids. NCBI's taxonomy places the organism in Eukaryota, Viridiplantae, Streptophyta, Magnoliopsida, Fagales, Fagaceae. The transcript has a single exon. The record is from RefSeq and is a predicted model, not a curated record.
AUGGGUUCAGCAUUAAAAAUCUUGGGGAGCACAAACUCCUCUUUAAUUUCGACAAUAAAACCGAUGUUGAUCGGAUUUUUACAACAGGAACCUUGGAGUUUCGACAAGCACUUAGUGGUGCUCCAGCGAUUCAGUCAAGACACCUCACUAGAGAACCUUAAACUGCAGGAAUCUACCUUCUGGAUACAAGUUCACAACAUCCCGCCCAACUAUUUGGAUAGGGAGACAGCAAAGGAAAUUAGUACAACAGCGGGACAAGUUGUAAGUACAAAGGAUAAUGCAGAGUCUGGUGGGGAAGGCUUUAUUAGAGUUAGAGUUGUUGUGGAUGUGACUCAACCCAUCUGCCGGGGCAGAGUAGUCACCCUGGAGAACAAAAAGAAAACCUGGGUUUCUUUCAAGUAUGAACGACUGCCGAAUCUAUGCUACUGGUGUGGUCGCCUAGACCUCGAUGACAAAGAUUGUGAACUCUGGAUCAAUAACGAAGGGACCCUUGAACCAGAUAAAAAAAGAUACAACUCAAGCAUACGAGCUCUACCCGUUGUCUCUUCCAAUAGAAACAUGAUACGUGUUCCGGGCUUCUUUGAAGAUCAGAUAAAGAAGAAAACCCAAGGGCCAGGCUCGCCGACAAGGGAACAACAACCACCGGCGGUCCAGAUCAAUACUAAGGCUCCAAACAAACAGACUGCUCCUAGCAAGGAAGGUGCGAGUUUCGAGGAAGGAUUACACGUAGAUAACCCUUUUGUCUCCUCUGUUACAGCCACACCUUUUCCAGUCUCAAUCCCAAUAUCGGCGGGUUCUCAGAAAGGUAAGGAGGGUUUUGAGGAAACAUUAAAUGAGAUUGAUCGUGAUAUCCAGAGAUUUGACCUUCCCUACACGAAUAAGAAUGCUCCCACGACUUCUAGUCAAAAUUCAACCAAAGAAAAUUCUGGUUCCAUUCGGACCUAUGAUGCCUCUCAAAAGCCCAUUAGUAAGGGCCCAUCCCUUAGCACACCUAAAUUAAGCCUAACACACAACAUAGAGAAACAAGCCAAGUGGACCAGGGUGGCACGGCUUGCAGGCCUAGGAAAUGAACCUAUUUGUUAUAUGACUCGUGGAAAAAGAAGUCUACCUUCUCCAACGGAUGAUCGUCCUAUCCAAAAGCCCAGGUUGGUCAUAAUACAGUAUGAUACCAACAAGAUUCCUCCAAUGGCGGUGGCUGAAUCUUAG